UCAUAAACAUAACACAACACAGAACCCUGCGUAUCCAACAAAUCUCCCAACUUCACACUUCCCGCAAUGACGCCCAAAUCCACCUCAAAAUCCAACGUAACAUUCACACCACCAUAAUCCAACAUUUUCACCGGUCCCCCAACUUCAUGCAAUCUCUUCUCAGGAUCCUGUUUCUGCCACAGCCACAAAAUACUAUCCAAAUUCGUAUGAUGCAGAUAAAACAAAGGUUCGCCAGGACUAUUAUAGAUACUCCCUGCCUGGCCCAACAAUCCUCCGACGGCAAAGUGACCUCCAGUGUGAAUAUUCGGAUACCUGGGAUCCGGCAGACCUUCGAUGGCGCGGUCGAAAGAGGUAUAGUCGGGUUGAGCGAGAAUGAGUUCGAUUCUCUCGGGUAAAGUGAAAUAGUUGAAAAUCCGAGGGGAGAAAUCGCGUUUCAAGCAAGCGCCGGGUCCGUCUGUGCGGUUGACGUUGACGGAGAAAUGAGGGAGAGUGAAGGGUCCGUCGAGAACACAUCCUCCUCCUGUGCGACUUAAUUCUCCUGUGAAAUUGUAGGGGUCGGGUGUGGAUCCUGUUUCGACGUAGGCGCCAUUGCCACCGAAACCGAUGGUGGGGGAAAACACGUCGGUUUGGUAGCCUGCCAUGGAGAAGUUGUCGGUGUGGGAGGCGUCGCGUGAAUAGUCCCAAUAUCUGUGCGAUGGUGUGUGUGUUUUCAGUGCCUCCCGAUCUUGGAUGGUGUGACGACUUUUCUGGUUUCUUUCCAGUGGGUUCGGGGUUCGACUUACGGCUGAGCCCCUGGAUAUCCGCAUACUUCCCUCAACGUGCGCUCAUAUUGGGACACCAUGUAGCGAUGCCAUAAUAGGAAGUGACCCACAAAGUGUAUAGAGAGUGUCUGAUUAUGGUGGACGGCUUGGAAGUCAUCGUAUCUAUUGAUAGGGUGGACCCAAGGGUUGUCCUUGAACUGUUCUUUGGUGAUAGCGGGAUGCUGCUGCAGACACAAUACUGCAUCGAUGUACGCUUUUUUCUCAAUUGUUGAAAGACUUCGCCAUUCCUUCCUGACGAGUGGAUUGGUACAUGUCGAGGACGUUCCACGCUGUGUGAUCACUGCAGCUUCUGCAACGUUGAGUGACAAUAGCGCUAGGAGGGUCCCCUGAAACAAAACUGCCCACAUUGUCGCUUGAAUUGACCGCACGUCGUACAACACCAAACUGAUCGUUUGGAAUCUGGAGUGGGUCUCGACGCGUUAUAAGCAUCGAGAUAGGCGUGUAAAGGGCGGGGAAGGGCUUCGAUUGACAUACUGGCCAUAAUGAUGAAUCGGCGACCUCGAGCGGUACGUAGUUUGUACUAGAAUGAUAGGGAAGUGCCCGAGCUGGGGUGCCUAGCAAGAUGUCACUGUAGUCUAUACCGUAGAAUCGGGGCGAGCAUGGCGUCAAGGUUGUUGUGACGAUGCUUCUCGGAAAUCCAUUACUUGGUAGUUGGUGCUACCACUCGUGGGUCGUGCUUAUGCGUUCGAUCCAAUGCAAUUGUCGCAUCUUGGAUGCAAAAAGCCCAGUCCCAUCUCCUCUCCGGAGCACGCUAGGACCCACUAGAGAAUAGUGACCCCGCAAGAGUGAACGACCUUAUAAGCGCUACUGAGGUAAGCCUUGAGGCUCACCGAAGCUUAAUAAGUAUCUUAUAUCUCUUGACUCGCUUCUGGUGUCAUGUGAGUUCCGCCCUGGAAGAGUACCCGAGGGAGGCUACCGCUAGUGCAGGCUACAUUUCUAGUGCAGGCUGCCUUUCUAGUGCAGGCUGCUUCCUGGUGCAGGCUUCCUUUUGCUGGUGGAGAUAGGAGGUAACUCCUACUGCUGCCUGUAGGAGGAGGUGGUUUCACAAAUCCGAUCCAUGAUAUGAAAGCUCAAAGAUCGACAAGGAAUCUUGCCGGAAUGCCGAGUUCCGAAGAAUAAGACAAACAUGGGGGAGCUGGUAAAUGAUCCCAGCUUUCGACGAGGCACCUUCGUAAAAGAAUCUAGGCUUUGGAGCAAGCUCAGUGUGGCGUUCGGAAAUCGAAUUCCAUCAACACUUAGACAUCUUCCAGUCUCGAUUUCUGCUUCGCAAACCUCGUCUUAUUCAUCAUCGUCCAUACAUCGCCGCACGCAGACAAGUCAUCGUCGUCGCCGUCGUCUCCAUUAGGGCCAGAUGAUUAUCACGGUACAACCCAAAGCAUGGAGGCGUUCAAAGUCGUUCUAUAAUAGCGCCUACUGCUCCGCAAAAGGUUCACGCGCCAUUCAACGUUCUUCAUUCCAUCGCUCACGAGAGAGAAAGACGGCAGCGUUGCGGUCGAGAGGAUAAGGCGCCAAGAGAUUUUCACCAAUGAUGGACGAUCUUGUUUUGAGCCCUGGCUACCAAGCGACCCCCUCACCCCACUUUACAAGGAGCCAGGAGAGGAGAGAUAGGCCUGACCGGCCAUGGAGAGAGAUAAGUCCACCACUUUGCAGGCAACACAAUCACGUGUUUAUUGCGAUCUCUCACCGGGGUCGUAGAGCAGAUUUGAAAAGAUGGAAGGCCAACCAGCUCCCGGGGGGGUUAUAUCGAUCGUCCACAGCUUUCCUUUCGACACUCUACACAUUUUAUUGAUUCCAUUCCAUCGCAUCGAAAAAAUCCUGCGAUCAAGAGGGAAAAAAGAUUGAAUCAUGGACUCCAUUCCCGGAGAAGGAAAGCAAAACGCUAAUAGCAGCGGUGAAUCCAAAUUCCCCAUGACAGAUGUCACCAAAAGCAGCAGCAACGGCGGAGGCGGCAGCGACAUCGAAAUCGGAGACUCGGAAUCUCUCUCGGGCAACACACACCACCUCCAUCGCAAGCUCGGGUCCAAAGAAGUGCAACUCUUCGCCAUUGGCGGCGCGAUUGGAACUUCGCUGUUUGUGCAAAUGGGCUCCGCACUUCCCAAAGGCGGGCCCGCAGGUCUCUUCAUGGGCUUCGUGAUCUGGGGAGGAGUCAUGCUGAGUGUGAACGAAUGCUUUGCGGAAAUGGUCUGCUAUGCACCCAUCCCUUCGCCAUUUGUGCGGUUGGGUGGGGUGUGGGUGGAUGAGGCAUUGAGUUUUGCGAUGAGUUGGAACUUUUUCCUGAAUAUGGCGCUGCUGGUGCCAUUUGAGAUUGUGGCGUUUAAUAUCUUGCUGGGGUUUUGGACGAGUGCAAUUCCUGUCGAGGCGGUGAUUGUGGUGAUUAUUGUCAUCUACGGGUAGGUGUAGUGUGUGUGCUGGAGAACAGACGCUGACAUUUCCCAGGCUCCUCAACACGGUGUCAGUGAAGUACUUUGGGAUUGCCGAGUCCUACAUGGCCAUCUUCAAGGUCUUUCUGAUCGGAAUCUGUCUGUCCUUCACCUUUGUCACCAUGCUGGGCGGGAAUCCAAUACAUGAUCGCUAUGGCUUCCGGUUUUGGAAUGAACCCGGCGCAUUCGUCGAGCACCUGGUUCCAGGAUCCACCGGGCGAUUCCUGGGGGUGUUGUCCUGCAUCGUGCAAGCCACAUUCACGAUUUGUGGCCCAGAGUACAUUGCCAUGGUUGCUGGUGAGACAGCCAGUCCUCGCAGAGUGCUUCGAAAAGCGUAUCGAUCGUUUGUCUGGCGCAUGCUCUUUUUCUUUGUAUCAUCGAGUCUGGCAAUGGGCAUCGUCAUUCCAUACAACGACGAAACCUUGAGCGCCGUGCUGAGUGGUGAUGUUGCUGGAAGCGGUACCGGGGCAGCAAGUCCAUAUGUCAUUGCCAUGAACCGAUUGAAGAUUUCCGGAUUACCGCACCUCGUCAACGCUUUGAUCAUGACGUCUGUCCUCAGUUCCGGUAACGGCAUUUUCUUUGCUGCGACGAGGACUCUGGACGGCAUGGCACUCGCUGGUCACGCACCCGCCUUCUUCUCUCGGACUCUCAAGAAUGGCGUACCUGUGUUCUCGGUGUUUGCCAUCCUCGCCAUCUGCUGCCUGGCCUUCUUACAGGUGAGCGCGUCCAGCGCAAAGGUUUUGACGUGGCUUGUAGAUUUGAUUACGGCUGCACAGCUGUUGAAUUACUUUGCAGUGGCUUUGACAUACCGCCAUUUCUAUGCAGCAUUGAUCAAGCAGGGCGUAGAUCGCAGGACAUUGCCAUACCGCGGCAAGUUCCAGCCGUACACAUCACACAUUGCCAUGACGGGCUGCAUGAUCAUGAUGCUCCUCCUGGGCUACGACCUGUUCAUUGUGGGCGGCUGGAGCACGACCUUCUUCUUUCUGGACUACACCUUUCUAGCCGCAUUUCCAAUGGCCUUUGUCAUCUGGAAGGUGGUGAAGAAGACCAGAUACGUCAAAAUGGGCACAGCAGAUCUGAGUGUGGGUGGCCUAGUACGAGAGAUUGAUCUGUACGAGCAAUUGCAGCCAGAAGUGCGCAGUAAAGGGCUAUGGUCCAGCGUGCGCUCAAGGAAGCUGGCUUCUGGAUGAUUCUAGGGGUAAACAAGGGACACAUACGAGCCUUUGCAUUGCAUCCCACAUGUACUGCAGUAGUGUAUUGUAGAAAAGUCGCUCGGUCGCCUUUUCGGUAGACUGGGGCACUCCGUCUUGUGAGUACGCGAGACUUGGACGAGCGUAUCAGCCAGAUAGAGGCAUGAGUAUGGCGACGGGAGAUAAGUCAGGCGUAUGAAUGCAGCAAAAUAGUAUGCAGGUCCAGUCGAAUCAGCGCUUCAGUCUUAUCGUUGUCCCCUCCCAUGUGACUGGUCCGCCAAGGGACCUCGAAGUGUGGGAUGAGAGGUGAUAAGUGGAGCAGAUCAGGUGCCCGCCCAUUCCUCGGAACUCACGUGUGGCGCCAUGAAGUCGUGGUUGAUGCCUUGGUGGUGAGGAUGCAGUGUGACUCGUUGUAGGUGGUUGUGCAUGUGUUUCUGGCAUCAAAAUCAAAGGUGCUUUGUUGUCUGACGGUUCUGUAAGAAUCAGGUAGCAA
Messenger RNA from Sphaerulina musiva SO2202, 4924 nucleotides. RefSeq lists its product as uncharacterized. Gene Ontology annotation, cellular component: membrane. Gene Ontology annotation, biological process: amino acid transmembrane transport. The record is from RefSeq and is a predicted model, not a curated record. Gene Ontology annotation, molecular function: amino acid transmembrane transporter activity. The transcript is spliced from 8 exons. Lineage: Eukaryota; Fungi; Ascomycota; Dothideomycetes; Mycosphaerellales; Mycosphaerellaceae. The coding region runs from base 3307 to 4431 and encodes 374 amino acids.